Messenger RNA from Emericellopsis cladophorae, 450 nucleotides. Its product is annotated as putative protein N-methyltransferase. NCBI's taxonomy places the organism in Eukaryota, Fungi, Ascomycota, Sordariomycetes, Hypocreales, Bionectriaceae. The transcript has 3 exons. The coding region runs from base 1 to 450 and encodes 149 amino acids. The record is from RefSeq and is a predicted model, not a curated record.
AUGCUCGAGUUGAUACGGCACAAUAUCCAGCUGAACAGCUUGAAGAGCAGAGCGUUGUCUCUAGAGCUGAACUGGGGAGACCCUCUGCCACAGGUGGUGCUCGACCAGAAACCGAAUGUCAUUAUCGCUGCCGAGUGUGUGUACUUUGAGCCUGCAUUUCCACUCCUGCUGCAAACACUCAAAGACCUCUUGGAGCUCAAUUCGGAAGCUGUGGUGUACUUCUGCUUCAAGAAGCGCAGACGAGCCGACAUGCAAUUUGUCAAGGUGGCUAAGAAAGCAUUUGCCGUCGAUGAGCUAUUCGACGAGGAUCGCCCCGUCUUCUCGAGGCAAUCGCUGUUUCUCUUUUCUUUCAGAAACAAGACUCACAGAAAAUUGGACGAAAGCCACGUCAACAUGGUUGUCAAGCGAUACCACUACGUCGGUUGGCACAUGCCCAUCUCUAGAGGAUAA